AACCAAUCAUUCUACAAUCACAAGUGUACAUGAACAGUUGAAGUUUUGUGGCAAUGUUCUACGCUCUCAUGAUUUAUACCAUCAAUCGUUCUGACUACGACAAUACUUGGCUCAAAGACAAUCAGUGGUGGCUCAGUGACAAUUGGAGUGACAGUAAUUCCCCUCGCUUCGAACACCAGCAGAGAUAACGAAAGCUCCCGCCUGCAGCUCUCAUUCGCUGAUCAGAGGAUUUUUUCAAAGUCGCCGACAAACGGUCAAUCGCCCGCAACCCGCGUGGACAAAUCGACAUAUUCGAAGAAGGAUUGAAGUGAGAAUGGCGCAAGUGCAAGAGAUGAGUCUCCCGUCGCUGUCGGUGGGGCAGGAUAAGUCGGACUACCUGUCGCUGACGAUGGCGGCUCUUCGGCUGGUCAACCCCUGGGCGGCCGCCGAGCCCGCCUGGCGCCCGGAGCCCGAGGACGCUCGCGACCGCGUCAUCACCCUGGCCGAGGUCGCCUGCCACGACACUUACAACGACUGCUGGGUCGUGAUCUAUGAUCGCGUCUACAACAUCACCGGCUUUUUCAAUGAGCACCCCGGUGGCGCAGACAUAAUGCUGGAGUACGCGGGGCGCGACGCCAGCGUGGCCUACCGCGGCUCCGGCCACUCCCGCAUGGCUGCUAAAGCGCUAGAUCGCUUCCUCAUCGGCGAGCUGCCGAUGCACGAGCGCAUGUACCGCCGCCCCGGAGGCAUGAGGCUCAGCGAUAUACCCGACUAGCCUCGAGCGCUUUACGCUAUCUGGAGAUAGGAAGAAGCUUAUAACAUUCCGCCAAAAGGUUACUAAGUUGAGUUGCCAGUCGAAUAUCAGUAGUACUUAUAUUUUUAGUUGUUAUGUAUUUCCGAUUUCGGUUUCAACCGGUAUUCUUAUUUUCCCGUUUAGA
Messenger RNA from Plutella xylostella (diamondback moth), 917 nucleotides. RefSeq names its product cytochrome b5. Gene Ontology annotation, cellular component: membrane; intracellular membrane-bounded organelle. The record is from RefSeq and is a predicted model, not a curated record. Lineage: Eukaryota; Metazoa; Arthropoda; Insecta; Lepidoptera; Plutellidae. Gene Ontology annotation, molecular function: heme binding.